AUGGCUUAUCGUGAUCACAGACGCUACCGCUCUUCCUCGUACUACGACGAAGACGAUUACCCAGACCAAGAAUUAUCUGACGAUAUAAUCGCAGAGUCACGGCGAUACCAGAAUUCGAGGGAUCAACGAGAAAACAGAGAACAAAAAGAGAGCAUGAGCUCGUGGCUCCAGAGGCAGGCUGGCACUCACAAUGUCCAGCUUGCCGCUGCGGCAAUAGUGUCUGGAGCUGCUGUCGCUGCAGGCAUAUUCGGCUACCAAGCAUUGAGAAGACGCGAAGCCGUUGAAACACUCAAGGCUUCAAUUCCACGGCUCGAUGAGCAGCAUCGCACAGAGAUCCUCAACGAAUUCGGCACUGUUGGCCCUCUGCCAGCACUAAGCAAGGAAGAUGAGCGCAGUGCAGCUCUUGCGCGACGAGCACAACAAGGAGAUUACGAUGAAGACCUUAUACUCGAGCAACUCGCCAGAAACCGAGUCUUUCUGACCGAUGACGGCCUUGAAAAACUUCGCUCGUCGUUUAUAAUUGUCGUUGGUUGUGGCGGUGUUGGUUCCCAUGCAACCGCAGCUUUGGCUCGGUCUGGAGUGGCCAAGAUACGGCUUAUUGACUUUGAUCAAGUCACACUUUCAUCCCUGAAUCGACAUGCACUCGCUACGUUGGCGGAUGUCGGUACGCCCAAAGUUCACUGUAUACGGCGCCGAAUGGAGCAGAUUGUGCCGUGGGUGCACUUUGACUGUCGAAAUGAGUUGUUCGGCGCAAAUGUGGCUGACACACUCCUCGCUCCGUGGACGGGUAAAGAAUCUAAUGGGCAGAAACCGGAUUAUGUCAUUGACUGCAUCGACAACAUCGAGUCCAAAGUCGAACUGUUGCAUUACUGCCAUAAGAAUUCCAUAAAAGUCAUUUCGUCCAUGGGAGCAGGUUGCAAAUCUGACCCGACCCGUAUCGGAGUGGCUGAUAUCUCUGUGAGUACGGAGGAUCCACUAUCUCGAAGCACUCGUCGGCGCUUGCGUGUUUUGGGUGUGGCUUCCGGAAUACCGGUUGUGUUCUCUGUUGAAAAGCCAGGUCCCGGGAAAGCGUCCUUGUUGCCUCUUCCCGAGGAGGAGUUCGCCAAAGGAAAGGUUGGUGAAUUAGGCGUAUUACCUGACUUUCGGGUCCGGAUUCUUCCUGUGCUUGGUACGAUGCCUGCUGUUUUUGGGUAUACCAUAGCCAACCAUGUGAUUUGUGCUGUUUCUGGUUAUCCUAUCGACUACAGCCUGGCAGCCAAGAAGCGAGAAAAGCUCAGCGAUACUAUGUAUUCACUCCUACAGAGCACAAUAGAAAGGUUGGUCAGAGCAGAAGUCAAAGACAACGAGCUUGUCGGACUUCGCAUGCCACUCAGUAAGGAGGAAAUUGGUUAUAUCGUCGAUGAAAUCUGGCGCGGAAGAAGCGUUGUUAGCGGCAUCUCCAACCGCUUGGUCCUUGUUCCCUGGAAACGGCCAGUGGAAGGUUUCAGAGUAAACCCGCAAUGGGAGAAAGACGGGCAAAAGCUCGUUGCCAUUGAUUGGAGAAACCUGGUUUGCAUGACGAAGGAAGAAGCUGUACAACACGAAAGAGAAGUUCUUUUGGGAAGCAAGACUGUUGAAGAGGUGUACGAUGAUAAGGUUCUACAGUUGAUUGACGCACGUUUGAAGGAGGCGGAGAUAUAUGAACGGUUUAGGUAG
Messenger RNA from Talaromyces marneffei, 1695 nucleotides. RefSeq lists its product as uncharacterized. Bases 1 to 1695 code for a protein of 564 amino acids. Lineage: Eukaryota; Fungi; Ascomycota; Eurotiomycetes; Eurotiales; Trichocomaceae. Gene Ontology annotation, biological process: cyclic threonylcarbamoyladenosine biosynthetic process. Gene Ontology annotation, cellular component: mitochondrial outer membrane. The record is from RefSeq and is a predicted model, not a curated record. Gene Ontology annotation, molecular function: tRNA threonylcarbamoyladenosine dehydratase activity; ubiquitin-like modifier activating enzyme activity. The transcript has a single exon.